AUGGACAUGGCGAACGACGAUCAAAUCGAUCGAUUGGAGGUUGGAUCGAUACGAUAUCGAUCGAGCAGGACUUCUAAUCGAUCGAUCGAAAUCGAAAUCGAUUCGAUUAAUCGAUUCGAUCAAAUCGAUUUCGCCCCUCACAUUCCCGUCGACGUGCAUCUCCGGCCAAGCCCAGGACGCUGCUUCUUCCAACAUCGCUUGCCUGAGCCGUCCCUCAGCGUCUCCACCAGCUCCAUUUCCAUCUCACAGCUUCGUGCAUCCGGCGCCCAUUCCCCCGAGCUGUGGGCCCCCUCGUCCAUCUCCUGCGGCCAAGACGCAGCGUCGUACAUUUCUCCUACCCUCGCCCUUUAUCGCCUCCGCACUGGGCUGCACGCCGUCCUUGGCAUGAACACAGGCGGCGGCAACGGGGAACCCGCCCCCUCUGCACCUCACGCGCUGUUGGCGGCCGAGUCCACGCCCAUCCCCGAUAUGACGGGUACGGAAAACCCCCUCGACGACGGCCAAGGCGACGGCUCCUCCCCGCCCUUCAUGUACGCAAUGCCCGGCACGUACGUCGACGACGACGACGACGACGACGACGAAAUGGAUGAUGAUGACGACGAGGAAGACGACGACUUUCUCGACGACGACGACGAAGAUGACGACGGAAUAGACGACGACGAUAUAGACCAAGACGACGACCCCAAUCGCCACGUGAUGGGACUUUUCCGAGAUGGCGAGAGGACUGGUCUUCUGACUCGAGGCCAGCUCAUGGCUCUUUUACGACACCGAGACCUAAGCCGUGGCCUCUUCAACAGCGAGGAGGAUGAAGAAGGAUUUCUGAGCCUCUGGGGUUCGCGGCGGAAUCGACAACCCAAGGAUCCCAAUAGAUUUCCCAAGGUUCCGAGUAACGAGGGCACGAAGCUCAUGCGCAGCGGCGCCUUUGGUGCCAAUGACUACGAUAUGCAUGCCAAGAAGCGCAUCUGCCGACGCAUGCUCGAACGCGAGAUCGGCCUCGGGGACCGCGAGCAACGCAAGCGAAACAACGAUAUCGUGAUGCAGUCCAUGAUACCCGGCACGAGGGCCGAGCAGAUUGUCCAUUACGACGACCCCGUUUACUCAGGCCAAUUCUCAGACGACGGCAAUUUCUUCUUCUCGUGCAGUCAAGACUUCAAGGUCCGCUUGUACGACACGUCAAACCCUUACGAGUGGAAGCACUACAAGACGGUGUCAUAUCCGUGGGGGCAGUGGACCCUGACGGACGCGUCUCUGAGCCCGGACAACCGAUGGCUCGCAUACACAUCCAUCCAAAGCAUGGUGUCCAUUGCACCAACCGAUCCAAACGAUAAAGGGGACCCGUACACGCUGGAUCUCGACGGCGACGGCAGAUCGAAUGACGGAGAAUGGAGGAGUCGACGCUCCUUUGGCAUCUGGUCUAUUCGAUUCUCGGGGGAUGGGCGCGAAUUAGUCGCCGGCACAAGCUCCGACUCCAUCGUCGUCUACGACAUUGAGUCGCGUACGGUGCUGCAUCACGUCCAUGGACACGACGACCACGUCAACGCCGUCUGCUUCGCCGACAAGUCAUCCCCUCACAUUGUCUACUCCGGGUCCGACGACGCUACCAUAAAAGUAUGGGACCGGAGAAGCAUGGGGGAUGGGCGAGAAGCCGGUGCCUUUGUGGGACACAUCGAGGGCUUGACAUACAUCGACAGCAAAGGCGACGGGAGAUAUAUCCUCAGCAACGGCAAGGAUCAGGCCAUGAAGCUUUGGGAUCUGCGCAUGGCCAAGUCAACGGCUCGAUUUCGCGACGAGUACAGCCAACGCCGCAGCAUGGGUAGCACCUUUGACUAUCGGAGGGAAGCGUACGACGAGGAAUACUGGGAUCCGCAUCCCCACGACAACUCUCUUGUCACCUUCAGAGGCCACAAGGUGCUCCGCACGCUGAUCCGAUGCCAUUUCUCGCCGCCCUCGUCGACAAACUCACGCUAUGUGUACUCGGGCAGCGCCGACGGCAAGGUUUACGUCUGGAAUCUGGACGCCACGCUGGCUGGGACGAUUGAUGUUAAGAAGGCCACCAUGGGAACUCGGCGGUUGGAUAGCCAAUCUCGCCACCAGUUUGACGAGACGGGAGGAUGGGGCACGUGUGUUCGUGACGCGAGCUGGCACCCGAGUGCACCGGUUCUGGUCGCAUCGGCGUGGAACGGGUACAGCAUGGUCCACGGGACGUGCAGUCUCCACGCGUUCAACGAGUCGCCCGAGGACGAAGGCGAGCCGGGCAUGCGGCGGAGUGUCGACUCCAAUCUGCAGCCGGACCCCAGCAUAUACCAAGACUCUGUGUAUUGA
Hirsutella rhossiliensis is the source of this 2322-nucleotide messenger RNA. RefSeq names its product LEC14B protein. The transcript is spliced from 5 exons. The coding region runs from base 1 to 2322 and encodes 773 amino acids. The record is from RefSeq and is a predicted model, not a curated record. Gene Ontology annotation, cellular component: Cul4-RING E3 ubiquitin ligase complex. Gene Ontology annotation, biological process: proteasome-mediated ubiquitin-dependent protein catabolic process. Lineage: Eukaryota; Fungi; Ascomycota; Sordariomycetes; Hypocreales; Ophiocordycipitaceae. Gene Ontology annotation, molecular function: protein binding.